Molecule: messenger RNA, 2841 nt
Organism: Agrilus planipennis (emerald ash borer)
Lineage: Eukaryota; Metazoa; Arthropoda; Insecta; Coleoptera; Buprestidae
Product: ankyrin repeat domain-containing protein 12
Exons: 11
Coding region: 108-2726 (872 amino acids)
Cellular component (GO): nucleoplasm
Molecular function (GO): protein binding
Source: RefSeq, a predicted model, not a curated record
UAAACCAAUUAGAAAUAUAUUUACACAACAAAUACUUAAAAUUUUUACUGAAACUAAAAACUAGCAUUUCUUUUAGAUACAAAGGAAUUCGCUUUCUUCAUGCGAGUAUGCCAUCUUCCAUCAAACCUAAGGGGUCCGCUGGCAACAGCAGGGUACCCCCGGUCACCCCAAUGUCUGAAAGACAACAAAUGGCUCUUUUAAUGCAAAUGACUUCUCAGUCGAAUGAUUCAGGUUCUCGGAGCCCCAGUAGCAGUAGUUCUUCAAGAAUGAAAGAUAGAAAUGAAAAGGGAGAGACUCCAUUACAUCUUGCUGCCAUUAAAGGCGAUGUGGAACAAGUCUGUAAACUGUUGGCUCACAGAGCAGAUCCGAACAUCAAAGAUUUUGCUGGUUGGACACCUCUUCAUGAAGCAUGUAGUCGAGGGUGGUAUGAAGUAGCUCUCAGGCUAAUUCAGGCAAGAGCUGAUGUUAAUGUUAAAGGAUUUCAAGAUGAUACUCCUUUGCACGAUGCAGCUUCAAACGGACACUUAAAACUAGUAAAACUUCUUGUAGAACGAGGGGCAGACAUACUUGCGAAAAAUUAUUAUGGAAAGACGCCUCUAGAUGUUGCUGCCGCUGGUGUCGCUCCAAUUAUGUUGAAUCCCAGCUUACCCAUAUCAGAAUCAAGUACAUCGUCGAGACCACCUGCUCGUUCGAGGGAUGAUAAGAAGGUCAUUGACUCCAGCAAACAACAACAAAAGAACCCAAUGCCAUCAUCCGAAGAAACCAUGGACACAUCAUCGACGUCCAACAAAGGCACCAGCGGUACGACCUCGUCCGCAUCAAGCGGCGUCGCAGCCGCCCCCGCCUCUUCAUCCGAGGACGUUUACGAGUUUAAAUCGGUGAAGGAGUCGUCCGACUCGGCGUCGUCACCAGACGUGAAAAAUUCCGAAGCAGCGUCGUCGCCGAACGACGUUAACGACGCCGUUGAUCCUCUUGGUGGCCUGGCGCCACCUGCAACCGGUGCGACGGCUUCAGAUGAAAGCUCGAAACGUAAUUAUUCCGAAGUAUCAGACACUGGUGAAGAUGGAAGUUGCAACGACGAAGAAUCCCGUAGGAAGAAACGUAAAGAAGAAGGAGGCGCUAAAGAGUCCAAGUCGGGGCCGGCUAUCCAAAGAAAUGUGGGACAAGGUAAAGGGGGUGUAGCGUCGACCAAACAAGGAACUGGGGGUGGCACUGGAAAUACACCCAGCAGCAAGGCGUCGGGGACGGCAAGCGCAUCAAAAACCGCUGUCGCUGCAAAUUCCGAUCGGAAAACUCCGCCAUGCACCAGUCCUAAACCUGCCAGUGCUAGUGACGCGGAAACUGAUGACGGAAAAACAGACCUUAAGGUGCCACCUUUAAAAAUUGUAAUUCCUCAGAGUUCUGCAAACGAGCAAGAGACGGGCUCGAGCAGGAAUGGGAAGAGCAAUUCGCAACGAUCGCACCAGGCAUUGCCCUACGUUGUCGCUACCUCGAACAGUGGCGGCAGCAGUGAAGGCGCGGAAAAAGACGCGGUCGGUGGAGGAUCAACCACCUCCACCGAUUCCGCUGUAGUCAAAAACGAAGACAAGAAGGAAUCCGUUAGCGGAAAUGAUGAACAGAGAUCGUCUAGCUCCGGUCACCACCAAAGGGUGUUACGCAGUUCACACCGUUCAGGUCCAAGUCAGACGGGUGCCGAUAGAGGUAGCAAUAACUCCUCCCCUCAACUGCAACGGUCUCACUCCCCCUCCCCUUCCGCUUCACCCUCAGCACCCCCUAGUCAAACCGAAACUGCCGUCUCUAGUAACCAUGGUAGCUCUUCUUCCGCAUCCACAACUAAAUCCUCUUCGGACGAUAAGGCUAACCCUACAAACGAAACUGAUUCAACCGCCACAACAUCCAAUACAAAUUUGUCUACACCAUCGGCUCCUGUUGAUCUACACCCUCGUAAAAGGAAGAUGAAGCCUAAUAAAGAUGUACCAACAACGACGCCUGCAAAUGAUCCCGUGGAAACUCCUGCCGUCUCCGAAAUUCAUCCCCACGAACAGCCUAUUACUAAUUGCUACCAGUUGUUCCUCAAUAUACGUAAACAGAUUGAAAAAAGAAGAAAAAGCCUAUUUCCCGUCCAACCAAAACCUCCCCAAGGUUUCAAGGACUAUCUAAUGAAUCGAUGUACCUAUGUGUUAGCUGGAACUACCCCUACAACCCCUAACAUAAGCUAUCCUUCGUCGCUUCCAAGUCAGAUGAAAGACCUUUUUACAGAACAAGAGAAAGAGCGGUACAGAUUGAGAAUGCAGCAUGUGAUAGAAAAAGAAAAGCUGGUAUUGUCAGUCGAACAGGAAAUUUUAAGGGUGCAUGGUAGAGCUGCAAGGGCUCUUGCAAACCAAUCGUUACCCUUUUCGGUCUGUACCAUACUUCGAGAUGAGGAAAUAUAUAACUUGAUAACCCCUGAACAAGAGGAAAAGGACAGAAAUGCCAGAUCUCGAUACAAUGGCCGUCUCUUUUUGAGUUGGUUACAAGACGUAGAUGAUAAAUGGGAGAAAAUCAAAGAACACAUGCUUUUAAGGCAUCAUAACGAAGCUGAAUCGUUGCACGCUGUACAAAAAAUGGACUGGGAAUGGAAAAUGAAAGAACUUAGUCUCUGUGAUGCAAAAAGCACUCCCACUAUAGACGAUCAUCAUGUGCCCAUUGUGCAUGUCAGUGAUGAUUUCGACCUUUUACCAGCUUAACGGAUUGCUAUUUCUAUGAAAUAAAGUUGCAAACGUUUUGUAAAUUUUACUUUUUAAUAAGUAUGUUAAAUGUUUUAUAGUAUCUCUAAAUCUACAAAUAAUGUAUGCAAUUGGA